Molecule: messenger RNA, 5165 nt
Organism: Cherax quadricarinatus
Lineage: Eukaryota; Metazoa; Arthropoda; Malacostraca; Decapoda; Parastacidae
Gene: mRpS22
Product: mitochondrial ribosomal protein S22
Cellular component (GO): mitochondrial small ribosomal subunit
Molecular function (GO): structural constituent of ribosome
Source: RefSeq, a predicted model, not a curated record
AGGUGUGAGUGACCCUUACAUCCCACAACAAAGAUGGCGGCUACUGUGACACUCCAGGUCUACUUCAGGUCUAUUUUCUUCACUAACAACGGUGUUUUGAGAUCAUUUCAGAGAAAAUCCUGGAGGCAUUGUAGUACAAGUGUCAAUAUAUAUAAUGAUCGUGAUCCAGCACCGGUAUUUUUCAGUGAAAAUGUUCAGACGAUAUUGAAGAAAAUUACUGGGACGGACUUCAACAAAGUGUUUAGGCAAAGGUUUGACGAGAAGAAACUUAGUCCACCUGAAUAUAAAUUCAUGACAGAUGAAGAACUUAAACAGAAAAUGAAAAAUGCAGAGAGACUCUCGAGUAAAAUUCUUCAGAUGCCUCCGGUGUUGAAGGAACGCCAGGCCAUUUCUAACAUCUUAUCAAGAGAUCCCGCCAUCACAGGAUUUGAAAAUUGCAAAUUUGUUUUCACAGACAUUACUUAUGGAUUGCCUGAUAGGAAACGUCUUGUUGUCGUGAGAGACCCCGAUGGAACACUUCGUCAAGCAUCAUGGGAAGAGGCAGAAAGGAUGAACCAGAUAUACAACCCACGCCCUGGUCGCAAGUUGAAGCCACCGAAACUCUUCCAGGAAGAACAUCUUACGAAUGUGCUAGAGAGAGGAGAGUACGAGUUUGUGUUGGACUCUGCCUGCGCACAGUUUGAACCAGAUGACCCAGAAUACCUUCGCAUUACCAGUGUGGUGUACGAGUCAGUCGAUAAAAAGCGUUGCUACCAGCUGUUGCAUUCUACCCGUCACUAUGGCCCGCUGUGUUUUUAUCUAACGUGGAAUAAAAAGAUUGAAAACUUGUUAAUCAGUCUCGUACAACAAGAAAAGCUGGAAGCAUGUGCAGACAUAGUGCGACUGUAUCAGCUUAUCCACACCGAUUGCAAGUCAAAAAUGAUAAACGUGGAUCCCAAUCAGCACUUGGAGUUGCUUAAGGCAUACGUGGAGCAUGACUCUCUUCAGCAGCAACAAUUACAACUGGCCAUACAAGCCUACCAGGAAAUCGUUCGUGAGCGUCAGCAGUACAAUGAGAAUGUCAAGACCGCUCAUGGCUUGUAGGUACGAACUGCACUACUCGAUAACACACACGGGUUUAAUGUUCUCUUGUAAAUAUAGUAAUCUAAGAAGCUGUGACAUAUUGAAGUUGUUUCUGCUGGGUUAAAAUUCAGGGUUUUCUUGUCAAAUUGUAAUACUCUGAAUACACUUAUAAAUCAUUGAAGAAAAGCUAGUUAAAUAAAUACUGAAAAAUGUCAUCACUACUACCGUAUAUUAUUUAACCUAAUGUUAGAAGUUGUGAAUAAUUGUGGUCACAGUAGUGUAGUUGCAACAGUCGUAGUCACAAUACUGUGGCUGCAUUUUAUUAUAAUCAAGGGGGAAGCGCUAAACCCGGAGGAUUAUACAGCGCCUGGGAUGGGGGGGGGAGAAUGUGGAAGAUAUUCAGGGAACUGGAGCACAGAUCCAAUUCCCUAAAUCAAGAGCCCCUCACCAACAUCAAGGAACCUUCCUUGAGAGGACUGUGGCUGCAACAGUACCACAAGUAACACAAAAAAUGGGGAUAAAUAUUUCAAUUCUGGGUUGGUCCUGGACCAUUAUUAACUUAAGAGAGGGAGGAAGACUGACGUAAGAUCAGGUAUUCUCACCUCUCGCUCUUGCCUUUUCCUCAGGACUGACCAAAAUAUUUAUCUCCAAUUCAUGCACUGAAUGAAGAAUAAUGUCCACUACUUGUGGACAUUAUGGACUGGGACCAGGUCCUGUCCCACCUCCAGCACUGCUGCCAUGCAGCAAAAGCUGCAUAUUCAAGAGAUAUAGUUAUUUUACUGUUCAACUAUUAAGGGACUAACAACUUCACCAAUGCUCCCAUGUAAGAUAAAAUAAUUAUGAGUCACCCUCCGCCUCGGUGGAGGAUGAUCUCUAUGUUGAAAAAAGAAAUUUGUUUUGAAAGAAAAGUCAAGUUCAUUAUUAGUCUGCAAGUUUUACUACCCAAUAUGACCUACUUAGGUAUUGAGCUGAAGGAUAAAAACUUCCUAGUGGCCUUGCAGUAGUCAAAAAUGAACUUCUUGGAUGGGAAAAUCAGUUUAAAUCAUUUAUAAAUUUAUCUUUGACCAAAAAUUAUGCACUAUAAACUUAAUUUUGUGGUGUCCAUUUCAUAUUUCUGAAAAUUCUGUAAAAAUAUUUCCAUGGUGGCAUUCAUCAGCACCACCAGAGAUAUUAAAUCUAGUUGAAAAAAACUUUGUAAUUAAGUUCAUCAAGGACUUUUAUCAAAUAUUAUUUAGCUUCAUAUUGGUCCAGAAUUGAGUGAAAAUCUUUUCUUUCAUCUUCAGUUUAGGUUUCAUUACUUAAUUUGUAAUUAUACUGAUAAUGGUCAUUAUCUUGAUGACCGGUUUGUACACUUGGCACUAAGUAGAUACCUGGACGUUAUCAUUAAACUUGUUCACGUGGCUGUUAGACUGUUGUGGAUGGGAUCCUAGAAAAUAAGUCAAUUAAGCCACAUUGCUUGGAUUACUAACCCUAUGGUGUUGUAAUCCAAAUAGUCUUCUUUUAUAUCUAAUGUUAUUCACAUUGUCUUCAUAACUUAAGUGGUGUAUAUUCAUGGUCAUGUACCCAGGACAUUUUUGAUGCUGGCUGCACCAGUUCAAAGUAGACACAACAGCCCAGAUGAUCAUUAAGUAGCUAAAGAAAUUUGAUUGUUUAACAUUUCUUUGUCAGGAUAAUUAAAUAUUAACCAUUUAGAAUUCUUUUUAUUGUCUUUUGUGUGCACCAUUUAUAAGUCACCAGGCUGUCAAGAUUUGGUGUCAGCACAAAGCAAGGUAGUCACAAAAACAAAGAAACACUGCUGAUUUAGUAUUAAAUCUUUCAUUUAAGUGACAACAAAAGCUUGGGGAUAUUACGCUAUCACUUUAUUACACGUGGAAUGUAUUUUAGUAAUUACACUACAGCAUCUCGCUUGUAAUCAUUUUUCCUGUCUUAGGAAGACUGGACUUGAAGUCAAAAAUUAAGCCACAGAAUAAAAAAAAAAAAAAAAGUCAUACUGAAGGAUUCUUGUGGUACUAAUAUAUACAACACUUGCACAGAAAUAAAGGUUUUCAGCAAAACUAAGUAUAGUCUAAUGCAAUGGAUGGAAUAAAUUAUAUAGGUUAACAUGACAAUGUAUCACAGGUUCUGUGAAAAUCAGAUGUCAAAACAUCAUUCCAUAAAAUAGAAAUGUAUAUAUUUUCUGGAAUAUUGUGUUGAUACCAUAAAAUAAUUCCCACUAGUCACCAGUUUUUCUAUCACCAUUAAACUAAUGUGAUAAUCACAUUUUCAGUCCCACUUUUAACAUGAAAUUUGGGAAUGCACUGAAGAAAAUGUCAUUAAAUUAUACAUUAAUAAUCAUAUGUACUGAGGUGAGAUUAAAAAAAAAUUAACAUCUCCAUAACAGUUUAUCAGAGACAGUCCAGGCAUAACUUAGUUUCUUGAACAUAUGAUCUAAUAAAUAUAUUCACAAAACUAAUUAUAAGAAAAACGAGUAAAAUUAUAUUAACAGUAUAUAUACACACAAACCAUUGUGAAAACAAAAUUUAUGGACUUUACAUAAAUAUUUGUCGGUACAAAUGUGGAAAGACUCCGACCUUUAUUCUGGACCAUUUCAUCUAAUUUAUUAAUCAACGUUGCAGAAGCAUUAAUACAUAACAUUGUUUUGCAAAUUAAACUGUUAGCACAUUAAUAUUAUACAGUUGACAUGUGUUGAUAGUUUUUUAACCAUGAAGAGAAUUGAGGUGCACAGAAGAAUGUAUGGGGACUCUAAACCUGGUUCAUACAUGUAGCCGGCCAACCACUCAGUCACAGCUGCCAAGUGGUUACACCAUCGAGACUGCUAUAUGUACUGACUAGUUUGAGCCCCUCUCCAUUCUGAUUUUUUCUCUCUAUAUAAAGUAUUAUCACAUCGUGCUAAAACUCAAUCUAAAGCAAUACAUCAUAAUAAAAGUGUCCUCUGCUCCUUUGUCUUUUCUUUAUUACUGUUGCCAAGUGUUAGUAUAGUAAACUCUAUCACAACAAGAAAUGUGAUAGAAAAAAUGCAACCAAAAUUUUGUACCUCACUAAAAAUCUUGAUAUUACAUUCUGUAAAAUGGAAAUCAGGUUACAUGCAAAUUUGAAUACUAUGCACUGGAAUUUUUUACAUGUUUUGAGCCACUGUUUAUCAAAAGAUUUCUUCUUCGCUUCUUUUUUAUUAUAAUUAUCAAAAGAUUUUAUUUUCAUCUCAGCAUCACUAACAUGGCAUGUUAGCAAUGCUAGAGGUGAAUGUCUGACAGUAUUGAAGAAAGUGGAAAUUUUAGAUAUGCUUUAAGCUGGUGAUGCAUACUGCUGACACUUUUAUUCUGAGAAAAUCAACUAUUUGUACAAUUAGAGACAAUAAAAACUUGUGGUUUGCUGGGAAGAAUAACACAACUAAGUACCACAUGUUACUGAACGUGUCAAUUAAAUACAAAGACCUCAUUAAGUCGUGAAUAAUAAGGCACAAAGCCCUGUGUGAGAGAAGGAAGAAUCUUAGCAACAGUGUAGGAUGAUUUGAAAAAUUUUUUCAAACCCCAUUCAGCUUAAUAACCUUAAGUUUAGUUAAACUGUAAUAACUUUUACUUAGAUUGAUAUUUGGAGGUGUCUAGAAUAUAAUAUUAUUUUUGUAUGUGAUCUACAAUUUACACAAUGCUAUAUAUUUCUGAAGGUGCAAAUUUUCAAGAACAUAACCCAUGUGUUAUGAGAGAGUUUACUACAUAUCAUUUUCAAAGCUCAUAAAUUAUAUCUUGUGUGAGCACAUUUUCAACAUGUGCACGUCACUUGGGCUUAAAAAUUCACUUCAGACUUACACGACUUAAUAUUAGGAUUACAUUUAGCACCACUAAAAUUCUUGGUUCACUGUGUUAUCAGUGACCAGGAUAAUUGUCUGGACUGACUGAUUGUUGCAGUGUCUUCAGGUUGCAUCAGCUCAUACAUUAUUGCAAAAAAAUAUAUCUCAGACACAGGUGCAAUGUACAAGAAAUUUAUUUGCCUUCAAAUUUACAAUAGAAUUAGAGUUCAAUAAUUAAUAUCCUAUAAGAAUAUACUAAAAGUGCUAAACACAAAACUUAUUCCAUUCAAGCGCUUUGCACAGAAGUGCUGUAUUCCAA